AUGGCAAGUACCAGUCUCAACCUCUUUUCAGCUAUUCUCCUGCUCAUCCUUCUUAGCAAAGGCAUGAGCCAAAGGUGCUCUACAAAUGACCUGCAAAUUAGCCAAGACAAAACUGGGGUUUUGGUGCAAGCACAGCCAGAAUUUGAGGUGAAGGUUCUGAAUGCAUGCCCAUGUCUUCAAGGGAAUGUGAAAUUAGGCUGCAAUGGAUUUCAAACGACUGACGAAGUCAACCCUUUGACAUUGCUCAAAUCAGGGAAUGAGUGUCUCCUCAACAAUGGCUCAUCUCUUAUACCAUUUUCUCAGAUUAGUUUCAAAUAUGCUUGGGACACACAAUUCUCAUUCAAGCCAGUUUCCUCUGAGAUCAACUGUAAUUGA
Prunus mume (Japanese apricot) is the source of this 375-nucleotide messenger RNA. RefSeq lists its product as uncharacterized. NCBI's taxonomy places the organism in Eukaryota, Viridiplantae, Streptophyta, Magnoliopsida, Rosales, Rosaceae. Gene Ontology annotation, biological process: cell fate determination. The record is from RefSeq and is a predicted model, not a curated record.